Acanthochromis polyacanthus (spiny chromis) is the source of this 1393-nucleotide messenger RNA. RefSeq lists its product as uncharacterized. Bases 149 to 1078 code for a protein of 309 amino acids. The record is from RefSeq and is a predicted model, not a curated record. NCBI's taxonomy places the organism in Eukaryota, Metazoa, Chordata, Actinopteri, Pomacentridae. The transcript is spliced from 3 exons.
GGUUUCAUGCCAAGAAAGAGUACAACAGAUGCAAUAUUUGCUUUGAGGAUGUUGAUAGAAAAUUACAGAGGUCAGAAGGACCUGCAUUGUGUCUGUAGAUCUGGAGAAAGCUUAUGACAGGGUGCCCAGAGAGGAACUGUGGUUCUGUAUGAGGAAUUCUGGAGUGGCAGAGAAGUAUGUUAGAGUAGCACAGGACAUGUAUGAGGACUGUAAGACAGUGGUGAGGUGUGCUGUAGGUGUGACAGAGGAGUUCAAGGUGGAGGUGGGACUACAUCAGGGAUCAGCUCUGAGCCCCUUCUUGUUUGCUAUGGUGAUGGACAGAAUGACAGGUGAGGUUAGACAGGAGUCUCUAUGGACUAUGAUGUUUGGAGAUGACAUUGUGAUCUGUAGUGAGAGCAGGGAACAGGUGGAGGAGAAGCUAGAGGCAUGGAGGUUUGCCCUGGAAAGGAGAGGGAUGAAGGUUAGCCGCAGCAAGACAGAGUAUCUGUGUGUGAAUGAGAGGGACCCAAGUGGAAGAGUGAGGUUACAGGGAGAAGAGAUCAAGAAGGUAGAGGAUUUUAAGUACUUAGGGUCAACAGUCCAGAGCAAUGGAGAGUGUGGAAAAGAGGUGAAGAAGCGUGUACAGGCAGGCUGGAACGGCUGGAGAAAAGUGUCAGGUGUGAUGUGUGAUAGAAGAGUUUCAGCUAAAAUGAAAGGAAAGGUUUACAAAACUGUGGUGAGACCAGCCAUGUUGUUUGGUCUGGAGACAGUGUCCCUGAGGAAAAGACAAGAGGCAGAGCUGGAGGUAGCAGAACUGAAGAUGCUGAGGUUCUCUUUGGGAGUGACCAGGAUGGAUAGGAUCAGGAAUGAGUACAUCAGAGGGACAGCACAUGUUAGAGGUUUUGGAGAUAAAAUCAGAGAGGCCAGACUGAGAUGGUUCGGACAUGUCCAGAGGAGAGAGAGUGAAUAUAUUGGUAGAAGGAUGCUGAGUUUCCCACUGCCAGGCAGGAGGCCUAGAGGAAAACCAAAGAGGAAGUUUAUGGAUGUGGUUAAAGAGGACAUGAAGGUAGUUGGUGUGAGAUGCAGCAGACAGGUUUAGAUGGAGGCAACUGAUUCACUGUGGCGACCCCUGAAGGGAAAAGCUGAAAGGAAAAGAAGAAGAAUAGCGACUUUCCUUACUGAGGAGUUGGCAACAGUGGGAAAAUGAUAAACAGUCAUCCACAGCUGUCAGGACUAUCUUUUAGCAAGUGACACUGCUGCUGGGGAUUUUUUUGAGGAGGAAGACGACCAGGAGAUGGUGAUGGUGGCCUCACAGGCUGAGGAACAACUUCCUCGAGAGAAAUGGCGCUUAUCAAGUGUCAAGCUACAUUUACUCUUUGAGUGCACUUCAUCAAAGCAAAAAGGGAACUUAAAG